Molecule: messenger RNA, 1092 nt
Organism: Lachancea sp. 'fantastica'
Lineage: Eukaryota; Fungi; Ascomycota; Saccharomycetes; Saccharomycetales; Saccharomycetaceae
Source: the annotation of a GenBank genome assembly
AUGGCAAUCGGACAAGAACGGGCUGGUAUUGCCGAAGGAAGGGUGGAGAAAGAAUUGAGGCAGCUUCAGAAACACUCCAAACAAAAAAGACCCGAACUACCUAUCUGGUGGAGCUAUACAUCAGUUCGGCAAUAUUUGCAUGCCCAGAAGCUUUAUGUGUACUCGCGGAUCUUGGAGUUGAGCUGGGUCCACUGGAUCGUGUUUCAGAUUCAGAACGCGCUCUUGCAUAUCUUACAAGUGGGUCCAGUGCCACAGCACGUCUCGUUCAUCAUGGAUGGCAACAGACGCUAUGCCAAAGCUCUAAAUUUACCCACGAAAUCAGGCCAUGAGGCUGGAGCUUGGACGUUGCUCAGUUUGUUGGCAACGUGUAAGAAUCUAGGAGUCAAGACGGUGUCUGCCUACGCGUUUUCGAUCGAAAAUUUCAACCGUCCACGAGAAGAAGUGGAACUUUUGACCUCAAUGCUAGCUGAGAAACUGGACGAGGUUGCUCGAAGAGCAUUGGACCACGAAAGUGAGCUUUUUGGCGUCAGAUUGCGGGUUGUAGGAGAAAGAUCUUUGAUUUCAAAAGCACUCAACGAUAAAAUUACACAAGUUGAAAGAAUGACCGAAGCUGGUGAUUCAAUGAUACUUUACGUGUGCUUCCCUUAUACGUCUCGAAACGAGAUCUACCAUGCGGUUUAUGACGCCACAGAACGCUGCAAGUAUCAUGGCCAGCUCAUCGAAGAAAUUGACGUCCAGAACUUCACCAACGGCAUGUUCUUGGGCAAAUAUUCCAACAAAUGUGACCUUUUAAUCCGAACCAGUGGUCAUACCAGGCUAUCCGACUACAUGCUUUGGCAAGUCCACGAAAACGGGGUGAUCGAGUUCACAAACACUUUAUGGCCAGAUUUUGGCUUCAUAGAGUUUUUUGUGAUGCUGGUCAAAUGGAGUUUCCUUACAUGCCUGCAACGCCGACAACUGGCAAACACGUCACUCAGAUCCCAGGCGUUCCACUUGCUCAAAGAUAACUUGUUUCCCCUUAAACCUAAACACGUUUCAUACGAAGAUUUGCCAGAGCCGCCUCAGGCCGUGUCAGUCAUACUAAGAGGAUAG